AUGGACGUCCUCGGACGCACAGCCUCCAACGAUCCAGCAGGAGGUCCUGGGUCACCCUCAGCACAGCAUUCUCCCAAUCCGCAAUCCGACUCAAGUCGACCUUCACUUCCCGCCACGACCGAUCCACCAUCGCGAUCCAACCCAGCCAAGCAGAAAGUAUGGCUCAUCUUCGGUGCGACAGGCCACAUGGGUCGAUCCGUCACCAAAACAGCCCUCUCCCACGGCGACAUCAUCGCCGCUGUCGGUCAAUCCUUUGAGGACGACCUCUCGUCCAUGCAGACCUGGCACGACGACCCAGACCGGUACCUAGCCUUGCUCUGCGACGUGCGCAUCCGGCCCAGCGUAUCCAGCGCACUCGAAAAGACAAUCAAGCAAUUCGGCCGCAUCGACAUCAUAGCCAAUUGCUCCGGCUACGGUGUCAUCGGCGCCUGCGAAGACCAAGACGAACACGAGAUCCGCAACCAAUUCGAGACGAACUUCAUGGGCACUCUGAACAUCAUCCAGCUUUCACUCCCAUACUUCCGCAAACGCCAGGAGGGCCGCUAUCUCAUUUUCUCUAGCACGAGCGGGGCAUUGGGCGUGCCAGGGCUAGGACCCUACUGCGCAACCAAGUACGCGGUCGAAGGACUGAUCGAGAGCAUGCUGUACGAAGUCGACCCCUUCAACAUCAAAGCCACGCUCGUGGAGCCGGGUCAUGUGCGUCGCGACGACGAGCACGUCCAGAACACAGAUGGUGCUAAGCUGCCGCUGUUCGGCCACUUCAAGGUCGCGAAAGCCUCCGAGCCAUACAUGGGUAAGGAUGCACCCGCGGCGCACGCCCAGCGCACGUUACAUUGGAUGGGCAAGAAUCAGCCUACCAGCGUUGUCAAGUCCGCGGAGCUGGUCUGGCAAUUGGGUCAUUGUCGCUAUCCGCCCCUCCGACUACUUCUGGGCAGUUUUGCCGUCGAGAGUAUUCGGGACCGGCUCAAAAGUAUCAUCGAGGAGAUUGAGGAUUGGAAACACUUGCAUUUCCCGCCUUUGGAAGGCAUGGAAGAGAAGCCCGAUGAAGGAGAUGGCGAUGGAGAAGGUGCAGAAGGGGAGGAUGUUGAGGAUGACCAGGAACAAGACCCUGAGGACGAAGAAGUGGAGGGCGACGAAGGUGAUGAGCAACAGAAGAAUGCUGGAAAUGAAGAAGCAAAAGAUAUCAAGGACGAAACACAAAUGGAUGUGGACGGCUGA
Messenger RNA from Exophiala viscosa, 1218 nucleotides. RefSeq names its product short chain dehydrogenase. The record is from RefSeq and is a predicted model, not a curated record. The coding region runs from base 1 to 1218 and encodes 405 amino acids. The transcript has a single exon. Lineage: Eukaryota; Fungi; Ascomycota; Eurotiomycetes; Chaetothyriales; Herpotrichiellaceae.